AUGGGCGGUCUGGCUUUCAGCGAGAAUGUACGACACACAUACAUCGGCGGUGAGCGCUGUGGGCGCGUCGUUGUAUGCCUGUAUCUCUGCAUUCGCGACUAUCUGAAGAUCUUGAAGCGCGAGGACUGGGAUGAUCCGCAAUUCCAGGAGGAAAUCAAGAGAGUGCAUAAGAGAUGUGCGGAAAGGACAUUACGGGCGAUGGAGAAGAAUGGGAGCAUAUUUAUCAAGCUGGGACAACAUUUGACGAGUCUGAAUUACUUGCUGCCGAACGAGUGGUGUGAAACGUUCAUCCCGUUGCAAGAUAAGUGCCCCGUUUCGAGCUUUGGCAGUGUCCAUGAGAUGGUGAAGAAGGAUACAGGGAAAUCGCUGGAGGAGUAUUUCAGCGAAUUCGAGCCGGAGCCAAUUGGAGCUGCGUCGCUGGCGCAGGUGCACAUUGCGAGAUUAAAAGAUUCGGGGGAAAAGGUUGCUGUGAAGGUUCAGCAUCCUAACUUGGAUGAGUGGGCAGCUCUGGACAUGUGGCUAACGAAAUACACCUUCCGGACGCUGCGAUAUUGGUUCCCUGAAUAUGAUCUUACUUGGCUCAGCGAGGAGAUGGAGGCUUCUUUACCGAAGGAAUUGGACUUCCGGGAAGAAGGUCACAAUGCGAAGCGCAUGAAGGAAUACUUCUCGCAUAUACCAAACACUCCAUUGAUCAUCCCCGAUGUGAAAUGGGCAGAAAGGCGAAUUCUGGUGAUGGAGUUCAUUACAGGCCAUCGACCUGACGAUCUUGCUUUCCUGGAUGCCAAUGGCAUCUCUCGCGAUGAGGUCUCUGCUGCUCUGGCCAGAAUUUUCAACGAAAUGAUCUUCGGCAACGGAGCGCCUCUACACUGCGAUCCUCACGGCGGCAAUCUCGCAAUACGAAUAAACAACAACAGACGCAAGCCUCACAAUUUCGAUGUCAUCCUUUACGAUCAUGGUCUCUACCGUGAUAUCCCUCUGCACAUGAGAAGGGCCUAUGCGCACAUGUGGCUCGCAGUCCUAGACACAGACAUUCCCACGAUGCGAAAAUACGCCUACGAAAUCGCCGGCAUCGGAGAUGAUGAGUUUCCGAUCUUUGCUUCUGCUAUCACGGGAAGAGACUAUAGCGUCGUCACCUCCUCCGUCACAGUAGAGCGUAAUUCUGAAGAGAAACGCUCUCUAUCCGAGCAGCUAGGUCAAGACCUUGUCGAGAAGCUGGUCGGCCUCCUCGGCCGCGUGCCCCGGGCCAUCCUCCUCAUCCUCAAAACCAACGACCUCACACGCAGCCUUGAUGAAAACCUGCACACCUCUCAGGGACCCGUGCGAAGCUUCUUGAUCUUGGCGCGGUAUGCGGCGCAUUGUGUCUGGGAGGAACGGGUGGACAGCAUACGAGGGAGUGUAUUCUGGCCGUCAAAUUUGGCGAAGUUGGGUUACGCACUCUGUGGUUACGCUAAGAGGGUCUUUGAAUUGAGGGUCUAUGAGUAUUAUCUCAGUGCGAGGAGGAGAUUGGGGUAUGCGAAUCCGCAGAGUAUACUUGAGUGA
This is a messenger RNA of Lecanosticta acicola, 1539 nucleotides long. Lineage: Eukaryota; Fungi; Ascomycota; Dothideomycetes; Mycosphaerellales; Mycosphaerellaceae. The record is from the annotation of a GenBank genome assembly.